Messenger RNA from Canis lupus familiaris (dog), 2649 nucleotides. It is a transcript of the gene CBLN3, whose product is annotated as cerebellin 3 precursor. Bases 746 to 1363 code for a protein of 205 amino acids. Gene Ontology annotation, molecular function: protein binding. Lineage: Eukaryota; Metazoa; Chordata; Mammalia; Carnivora; Canidae. The transcript has 3 exons. The record is from RefSeq and is a predicted model, not a curated record.
CCGCUGUUUCUCGGGAGAGAAGAACCGCUCGUUGAGAGCUGGAGGCGAAGAGGGCCUUAAAGGGACUAAUCCAGUACCCUCAGAUGAAGAUGUGGAAGACCAAAGAGAGGAAGAGACUGGCCCACGGUCACAAGAUACGGAUACCGUUGGCCCAAGCACUUUCCACCCAGACAGUUGUAGGGAAAAGACAAGGGCGCCCACUUUCUUCCAGCCCCAGAAAGGGGCCACGGAGAGGGCUGUUGACUAGUGAGGGAUUUUGAAGAUAGAUAGGAGGAACAAGGAGAAAGAAGGGGCUGUAGGGCUGUCUUGUGCACACGUGCACACUCACACACACACAUUCCAAUAGGCACAUGUACACUGUUAGAUGCAUAGCAAGUUCUCUCUUGUCCCAGAUGCCGCCUUCAGAGCCCUCCAGAAGGGCUGCCCUGGGCUCUGGCUGUAGCCCUCCUGAAUGGCUGCUUCAUCCCUCCUCUCCCUCCUGGAGCCCAACUGCUGCUGUCACUUCAUACCCUGCCAAGGAGGAGGGAACUGCAGUGACAGCAGGAGAGAGAAGCAGGACAGACAGAGUCGUGGGGCACAGAGAGGUAUGGAGAGAGAUGCUGAGCCCAGGGAACACGGAGCCCCAGAGAGAGAGGGCUGAGGGGCGGAGCUAAGGUAGUGAGAGUCUGAGGGAAGUGGGAACUGAAAGGAACAGCAAGAAGGGGCAGGAGACAAGAGGAUUUGUGGGUCACAGAGCCCCUCGGCCAUGCUGGGAGCAAAGCGACACUGGUUACCAGGUCUCCUACUCAGCCCCAGGGUGCCCUUGGCACUGAUGCUCCUGACCUUAGGGUGUGGAUGGGCCCAAGAGGGGGCAGAGCCUGUCCUGCUGGAGGGCGAGUGUCUGGUGGUCUGUGAGCCUGGCCGAGCAGCUGCAGGAGGGCCUGGGGGAGCAGCCCUGGGAGAGGCACCCCCCGGAAGAGUGGCAUUUGCUGCAGUCCGCAGCCACCACCAUGAGCCAGCAGGAGAGAUCAGCAAUGGCACCAGUGGAGCCAUCUACUUUGACCAGGUCCUGGUAAACGAGGGUGGUGGCUUUGACCGCGCCUCAGGCUCCUUCGUGGCCCCUGUCCGUGGUGUCUAUAGCUUCCGGUUCCAUGUGGUGAAGGUGUACAACCGCCAAACUGUCCAGGUGAGCCUGAUGCUGAACACAUGGCCUGUCAUCUCAGCCUUUGCCAACGACCCUGAUGUGACUCGAGAGGCAGCCACCAGCUCCGUGUUACUGCCCCUGGACCCCGGGGACCGGGUGUCCCUGCGCCUGCGUCGGGGGAACCUACUGGGUGGCUGGAAAUAUUCGAGUUUCUCUGGCUUCCUCAUUUUCCCACUCUAAAGGUUCAAGCCUUUCAAGGACCAGAAUCUAACCCCUGACCUCUGACUUCUGUCCUCUCCUGCCCCUAAAGCAGCAUCUUUGGGGAAGAAGAGAGGUUCCCUCUGGCUGCCUAUAUUCAACCUUCUUGCAUGGGACCCUGUGCCUAACACCCAAGGUGAAGACUAGAGCUGUGGUGUCUGGGGACCUGGCCCCUCUUACCUCCCCUCCCACCCCCAGGCUCCCACUGCAUCUCUUUGUGCCUGCAGGGUUUGGCAGGUAGGGAGGCCUGUGCUACUUUGCAGACUCUGCUCUUCCUGUUCCUCCACCCCCAGCUUUCUGCUCAGUGCUAUUUGGGGACAGGUGGCACAGGUGAGCCUGACAGGCCCCCACAGGGGCCCAGAUGGACCAGCCUCAGUGUAGCCUGCAGGCUCCUUCCUAUGAGGUGUGCCAAGCAUCACAGAUCUUGGCCAGCACAAUCAGAAGCUGAGCCAGCACCAUUGGGCUAAGGCAGCAGAAGAGUUGGGAGGGCCACAGAGUGGCCCAGAGCCUGUGGCCAGUGGGGCAGGAAGAGCUUGUGCCCAGCCUGAACACAGUAUACGUGUUUCAUUGACAUUGGGGCAGCCAGCAGGCAGUGAAGCCAGGUAUCUAUCUGUUCUAGGUUCCAGAUGGACUCUGGCCCUCCCCUCCCCAUCCACGACAUGGGGUGUGUAUGUUUGCUCUAGCCAAGAGUGGGUGUACUGAGCUUCUUUAGACAGCUGGGGGUAGGGGUAGAAAGUCAUACAUGAGCAAGUAUAGAUCUCCAGGCAUGGAACAUGUCAGUGACAAGGCCACCACCCAGAACUGCUCCACCUUUGUGAUCUGAAUUUAAGCCACUCCAUACUCUGACAGCCACCUCCGUCCUCCCAGCUCUCUCAGCUACCUUCACUGUACCUGCUCCAGACUAUCCCUCAGACUCUCUUCUUUCUCCUGAUUUGUGCUGCCUUGUCCUCCUUCUUAAACUUCCCACCAUCUUGGAUGUGACUCAUCCCUUCAAAUGCUCUCCUGCCAGUAUUAUAAAAUUUCUCUGUCUUACCAUGCUGUCCCGUUCUCCCAGUAUGGAUGAACCUAUCAGUAAAGCAACUAGAGAAUGAUGGUCAAUGGGAAACUGCAGGAUCACUGAAGAGACAAGAUGCCAUUACAAUUUGGAUCAGGGGUUACAGGAUACAAGCAGGUAUGUUGUUGAGAAGAUAAAUGUAAACUUGCAUAUUCAAGUCAAAUAAAAAAGGAAAUUAGUAAUGCUUGCAUUAAAUAGGAAAUACCAAUGUGAA